Messenger RNA from Epinephelus moara (kelp grouper), 849 nucleotides. It is a transcript of the gene itpa, whose product is annotated as inosine triphosphatase (nucleoside triphosphate pyrophosphatase). The transcript is spliced from 8 exons. The record is from RefSeq and is a predicted model, not a curated record. NCBI's taxonomy places the organism in Eukaryota, Metazoa, Chordata, Actinopteri, Perciformes, Serranidae. Gene Ontology annotation, cellular component: cytoplasm. Gene Ontology annotation, biological process: nucleoside triphosphate catabolic process. The coding region runs from base 41 to 655 and encodes 204 amino acids. Gene Ontology annotation, molecular function: nucleoside triphosphate diphosphatase activity.
AGUCAGUCCGGUAUUGUUAGUCCUCCGGGUGUCAUUCAACAUGGCGCUACCUGCCGGGCGGUCUGUGGUCUUCGUGACUGGAAACGCCAAAAAACUCGAAGAGGUCAUUCAGAUCCUGGGAGACAAGUUUCCCUACAAACUAGUGUCUAAAAAGAUUGACUUGCCUGAGUACCAAGGAGAGCCAGAUGACAUUUCCAUACAGAAGUGUAAGGAGGCUGCACAGCAGAUCGAUGGACCAGUCAUAGUGGAGGACACCUGUCUGUGUUUCAAAGCUUUGGGAGGCCUGCCUGGUCCUUACAUAAAAUGGUUCCUGGAUAAACUCAAGCCAGAAGGUUUGUACAAACUCCUCGCUGGGUUUGAAGAUAAAUCAGCGUGGGCUCUCUGCACUUUUGCUUUCACUGCUGGCAAAGAUGAACCAGUUCAGCUCUUCAGAGGGAAAACAGAGGGACGCAUUGUGGAACCGAGGGGACCUCGAGACUUUGGAUGGGAUCCCUGUUUCCAGCCAGAGGGAUAUGACAAAACCUAUGCUGAACUGCCCAAAGAAGUGAAGAAUACUAUCUCUCACCGCUACCGGGCGCUUGCUGCCAUGUCUGAGCACUUCUCUCAAACCAACAAUACCUCACCACAGGUCAAGAAGAAGAAGCAGGGGGAUUAAAGAAUCCUUUUUAGGCCAACUUCAGGUUCUGACUCUGGAUACUCCUUAUUACUAAGACCUGUUUCAUUGUUUCGUCUGAAAGAUAUGGCAGAUAACAGAUUUGUGAUCACAAUGUCUACUUGUAGAAUCUGCAGUGGAAAAUGUGCUGCAUAGCGGUUUUGUGUUCUUUUUAAUAAACUUAUUUUUAAACAAGU